Lolium perenne is the source of this 465-nucleotide messenger RNA. NCBI's taxonomy places the organism in Eukaryota, Viridiplantae, Streptophyta, Magnoliopsida, Poales, Poaceae. The record is from RefSeq and is a predicted model, not a curated record.
AUGGCAACCACGACAAGUUCAUCCGAGAAGGAGGUGCCGGUGGAUCCGGAAGUUGAGAAGAACGCAUCCGGAGAGACAGAGAUGACAACGGAGAUCAAGAAAAAGAUAAAGAUCGUGUUUGAGGUGCCAGCCAGCGAGGUGAGGCAGGUGAUGAACUUCAAGCCUAAGCCCUACAAGGUGGACAUACCGGACGAACUGAUCAGACGUUUCCCGGAGAUGGCGGCAACUAUGUACAUGAUGUCUGUCGACACAGCCCCGGUCGCCGAGAGCUUUAAUAGAUGGAUGCUUGAGCGGAAGGAAGAUUUCACCAGGCAGCUCAAGGCCAAGGGCAUCGUCACCCGUGAGGCUGAGGUCGACGAGGACUACGACGAAAAGAAGGACUAUGCUCCGUUGCAUCGAGGGCGUCGGAGGCACCGACCGGGCGUCGUGAAAAAGCACCAAGGGGGGACAAUGAAGCUAAACUAG